UAUGCAUCUCACGCAGACGGGGAGAUUGAUAACUUUGAUGAGUUCUUAAAGCAAAGGACCCGCAUUCGAUUCUGUCCAUUUUGAGAGUUUGAGUUGUGUUUGUGUGUGUGCGUGAGCGUGUGUGAGUGCAUGUGUGAGACAAUAGUUACAUAAGUAGCUAUUUUUUCUGAGCUGUUCACGCGUGGUUGGAUUGUUGAGAAUUUAACCGGGAAAACGAAACUUAGGAUUUGAAAGACAAAGACAGACAGAGAGGUGAAUAAAAUGGACGUGGAAUUGGAUAUGAUCGCCGCGGCGGAGGAAAAAAGAAAAGAAAUAGAGGGAGAGAGAGGAGCAAAAAGUGGUGUAACAAAAGGUGAUGAGGAGGCAACUAACGACUAUUCACCCCUGAAUCAGCCGACUGAAAACAUUUACUCGGAGGCUCUGGCUCUCCGGACACCCAUAAUGUACGACAAAGCAGAUGAUUACAAAAGGAUUCGUUUGUACCGCGGCAUUUCCGUUGCUCUUCUGUUUCUGUGCCUGAUACUUCUCAUCGUGGUUGCAGUCAUGGGAACGAAGCUGAAUUCCCAGCCAGAAUGCGCUGCAAAAAUGACUUCAGUGUCAGGAACAUGUUCCCCUGAAACGUGCCGGACCAUAUACCCACUAGAGAAAACCUGCAAAAGGUACUGCUCUACUUGUGAGAGGGGCUGGCUGAAGCAUGAGGGCUCAUGUUACUACCUGUCUGAGAGAACGCUGAGCUGGGACAUGAGCAGGAAAGAGUGCCAGAGGAAAGGUGGAGACCUGGUUGUCAUUGGCAACCAAACCGUACAGACUUUUUUGAGCAGUCGUGCCAAACUGACGUACUGGAUUGGACUCAGUCAUGAGGGAUCCGGUCCAUGGACCUGGAUUAACGGGACUCCUCUGAGUGAGAGCUUCUGGGCUCCAGAGAAGGCGCAGCAAGGAGGCUGUGCUCUGCUGGAAAAAUCCCAGUCCGAGAAGAACUGGCGAGUCUCUCAUUGUGCCUCAAACACGUACUACAUCUGCCAAAAGACCGUUUAGAGUUCGCUGACGACCACACCAUUCGUUCCCGGGCCUUCAUUUUACUGUCUCUGACCAUAUAUUCACGUUUUAUAAUCUUUCUCAUCAUCACAGCGCUUCACUAUUCAGUCCUUUCAUAACACUGAGUUUUAAAUUAACUACAACCAGCAAAGUCAAGAUAAUCAUUUGUGAUGAACAAUCAAGUACAUUUGCUCUAGGGUGACACUGUAGUCACAGUAUAUGUGUAGAAAUGGAAAAAAAAAAACUGUAGUUGUACUCUUUGUACAAGUAUUACUAUUACCUUUGCACUACUCUGAAUGUAAAAGCUAUGGGGCUGUUUUUUAAUUGCACUAAAAUGCUUCCUGCUCCUGUUCCGCGCUAAUACAGUGGAAUAUUUUGUUUUCUAAAAUACAUUGUCUGGCCAGCAGUCUACAGAAAGCGUUCACACAGAGGGACUUUUUUAAAUAUUCAGAUUCAAGUAAUUUCCUCUAAAUAUUUUUAGAUAUCCAAAUCAGAGUCUGUAUUUUGACGUUUGUCUAUCAAAGGACGGGAAAACUGAUUUAAAAAUUCGGUUGAAUUUCUGUCCUGUUUAGCAUUUUGAGUAUUGUUGUAACCACACGACACUGCAGUUCUGUUUUAGCAAGCUAAAACUGACAAAAUAAUAAUAACCUUAAGCAUUACACAAAUCAUGCCAAAAUACAGUACAGGAUUCGAUCUACGAGUGUUUUAUUAAAACCGUCAUUAAAAAAGAAUGUUCGCCGAUUUUGGGCUUUUUGACAGAGAAAAGCAUUAGUGAAUCGGUUUCUGCACACUAACACACGCAAAUAUAUUUCAGGUGUUUUGAAAGUUUCUUUGAAUACCUUAAAGCGUCUUCUUUGAAUUGUAACUUUCUUUUCACAAACUGAUCUAAUAAAAU
This is a messenger RNA of Chanos chanos (milkfish), 1930 nucleotides long. Its product is annotated as early activation antigen CD69. NCBI's taxonomy places the organism in Eukaryota, Metazoa, Chordata, Actinopteri, Gonorynchiformes, Chanidae. The record is from RefSeq and is a predicted model, not a curated record. The transcript has 7 exons. The coding region runs from base 262 to 1035 and encodes 257 amino acids.